This is a messenger RNA of Phoenix dactylifera (date palm), 1798 nucleotides long. Its product is annotated as polygalacturonase QRT3-like. The record is from RefSeq and is a predicted model, not a curated record. Gene Ontology annotation, molecular function: polygalacturonase activity. Lineage: Eukaryota; Viridiplantae; Streptophyta; Magnoliopsida; Arecales; Arecaceae.
AUACUCUCUCUCUCUCUCUCUCUCUCUUUUGUCUCUUCUCUUGUCCAUUUCCUUCAACAAAAUAUACUGCAAUUAGGAGAAGCGGCAUAUAUAGAUGAUGUCUUAGUGAGGAGCUCCUCCCAAGAAAGAUGGGGAGAAGAAAAGGUGGCGGGGUGGGAGACCUUCUAAUGGUUCUUGGGCUAAUGGGCCUCGUGGGCCUUGUCGCGCUAGCCGGUGCUCAUGGAAGUUAUCCGGCGGUGGGCGGCGCCGCCAAUCUUGGCCUCUCCGGUGGCCCGUACCGCCAACGCGAGCGUGUCAUUCGUCGAUUGGAGACCCUCAAGGCCUCCCUCGCCGCCGGAACGGCCCCUUCGCCGGCUUCACCGAUUACAUCGAGAUCGCGGGUGUACCAUGUGAUAGACUAUGGUGCUGACCCAACUGGGAGCACCGAUUCUGGUGAAGCAAUCGGCAAAGCCAUCUCUGAUGCCUUCCAAGCCCCGUCUGAUCGUGUUUUGAUGCCUGGGAUCGCUGAUCUUGGUGGUGCUGAAAUCCAUUUAGAUGGUGGAUCAUACUUGAUUAGUUCUCCUAUAACAUUACCUGCCGCUGGAGGUGGCAAUCUUAAGAUCCAUAGUGGCUCACUGCGAGCGUCGGAUGAGUUUCCAACGGACCGAUAUCUAAUUGAGCUCGACUCCACCAAUUCAGCCUCCUCCGGCUUCAGCUAUGAGUAUGUUACUCUCGAUGGCCUAAUGCUAGACUCCAAUUUUCGGGGCGGCGGCAUUGCCGUCGUGAACUCCCUUCGGACGACCAUCGAUAACUGCUACAUCGUCCAUUUCACAUCGGAUGGCAUCAUGGUUCGAUCAGGACAUGAAACCUACAUCAGAAACUCAUUCUUAGGCCAACAUAUUACUGCCGGCAACGACCCUGAUGAGAAGGAUUUCUCCGGCACCGGGAUCAAUUUGGCGGGCAAUGACAAUGCCGUCACCGAUGUGGUCAUUUUCUCUGCGGCGAUCGGAAUUCUGGUCUCCGGCCAGGCUAACACCCUGACGGGAGUUCAUUGUUACAAUAAGGCCACAGGGUUGGGCGGGACGGGGAUAUAUUUGAAAUUACCCGGGCUAACCCAGACUCGAAUCAUCAACUGCUAUUUAGACUAUACUGGUAUCGUUUCGGAGGACCCGGUCCAACUUCUUGUGUCGAGUUCUUUCUUUCUUGGCGAUGCCAAUGUGGUGCUCAAAUCGGUGAACGGUGUGAUCAACGGUGUUAUUGUCGUGGACAACAUGUUCUCCGGCAGCAAUAAGGGUAUCGAUAUCGUCCAAUUGGAUGAAUCAAAGGGAAAAUUUACGAACAUUGAUCAAGUGACUGUGCAGCAUAAUGUUGCUAGAGGCAUGACAUUACGAUCUACGGUGGCAAAGGCAUCGGUGGAUGGAAACAGGAGCACGUGGACCGUCGAUUUCUCGCCGAUGCUGCUAUUCCCGGACCGGAUCCAGCAUGUGCAGUACACGCUACUUGCUGAUGCAGCAUGUCCGAACCAUGCGCUCCGGAACACAUCGGGAAAUCGGGUGGUGAUCGAGUCAGAUAUGACAGUGGCAGCGAGUGUCUACGUGGCAGUGGAUCAAUGUGUACACAGUAUUGGGUGAACUCUAGUUUUAAAUGGUUGUUGAGGGGGGUGGGGAAAGUUUUCAAAAUCGCCCGCAGAACACCACCUUUCUGAUUCAAUUGUUUAUGACUUGAUGUUGUUCUUCUUUCUUCGCACAAUUCAUACUGAAAAUAACAACAAAAAUCCUGAUCGAAAUGAACCAAGUGAUGGAUUUCUUUGUACAGCUAA